Molecule: messenger RNA, 3805 nt
Organism: Drosophila kikkawai
Lineage: Eukaryota; Metazoa; Arthropoda; Insecta; Diptera; Drosophilidae
Product: superkiller complex protein 3
Cellular component (GO): Ski complex
Molecular function (GO): protein binding
Source: RefSeq, a predicted model, not a curated record
AAACUAAACGCAUAAACAUAACACGCAAUGAGUGCCGGAAAGGAGCUGAAGGCCCUGCUAAAGGACAUUCGGGAGACUAUCAAGCUGGGCAAGCAUGCUGAAGCCAUACCCAAGUGUCAGCGCCUACUAAAAGAGGACCCGAAAAAUGCAAUGGGCUACCUGUUGCUAGGCGCUGCCUUCCAAAAUCUGGACAAAGCUGAGGCGGCCAAGAACCUACGAAAAUGCAUCGAGUACACGGAAGGUCCGCCCACUGCGGCGCUCCUGGGAUUGGCCAAUUGCGCGCCCAGCGGAGAGCUACCGGAGAUCUAUGAUCAGCUGGCGGAUCUGCAACCGGAACAGUCGCUCGACUUUUUGGAGAAGCUUUUUACCCUGGCAUCCGAUGCGAGUGUGGCCCCAGCUUGCUUUGCCGUACUGAAGAAGAGAUCCCAGAACGCAGAGGACAAGAAUUAUGCUAAAAUCCAGGAAUAUCUGGGUCGCAUUUGGUUCGCAAAUGAUUUCGAAAUCAGCCCAGAGGAUAAGACACUAUACAAAGCAACGAUGGAAGCCCUGCUGAUUACUUCGGAACCAAGUGCGCAGAGCGUCGUGUACAAGCGCUACCUGAAAUGGCUGUACAAGGAGAAAGAUUACACGUCCUGUGUCCGCCACGCCUGCAACAUGACCGCCUCCCAUCCCAAGGACGUAUACGGGUACGAGUGGAUAUGCAAGACGUACUGCGAAAACCACGACAAACCCAACAGCGAUCUGUGGCAGCCGGAACUGAAGCAUCCCAUCCAGGUGUACGCCGAGCAGUUGCUGGAACUUAAUCCAAACUCCAAUUUGGCUCUUCUCAUCCGGGCCCUGGAUCUCUUUGCUGAGGGGCAAUUCGUUUCCGCCAGACAGUUGGUACUGCGGGCCCAGCAAAGUCAUCCCACCUACAAGGAGACCUUAGAUUUGCUGGCGCGCAUUCACAUGGAGCUGGGAGCCUAUAAGUUAGCCGCGCAGCUUUGGCAGGAACUUGGCCAGGAGCACGGAGACUAUGCCGAGUGCUUAUCCCAUGAAAUGGAUUCUGCCAAACUAAACGAAGCGGUUAGGCUCCUGCAAACACUCGAAAAGACCGAAGGAAAUGUUAAAGUUUUGGCACGUUGCUACUUUAAGCUUGGUGAGAAGCAACUACUGAAGGAUUUGCCCUUGGAUGAAGUCUCCAAGGCAGAAUUUCUUUUAUCCCCCACCGAAGCUCUUCAGGCAAUUGGCAGCCACGAGUCCUUUGACGCCCUUUUGCUCUGUGGCAAGCUGCACAUGCAGCUGAAGAACUACACGGACGCCCUGAACAGUAUACUGAAGGCCACUCGACUGCGUCCUCACUUUGCCGAGUGCUUCGACUAUCUGGGCAGGCUGUAUCCGCUGGCCACAGGCGACUUGGCUCGGGCUCGCAAGUGCUACGAGAAGUGCAUUAGCCUCAACGGCCUAGCUGAGGAGGCGGUGGAUGCCCUGAGCUUUAUCUACCAGGAGCUGGGCGAGGAGGAGCUGAACGAGACGUUACUGCUGAAUACGCUACGGCACCUAAGCACUGACGAGUCCAUUCGCCUGCAGUAUAAAUUGGGACUGCACUUCCUGCAAGUAAAAAAGUGGGAUAAUGCAAUCCAAUGCUUUCGCAUUGCCAUCAAGCACGACUCUCGGUGCAUGGUCUACUGGGAGUCGCUGGGCGAUGCCUACGCGGCGCGUGGUUCCUUCAACUCGGCCAUUCGGGUCUUCCAGAAAAUCCUCGAGCUUACCCCGGACAACAGCUAUGCCCUGCUUCAGAUAGCCUCCAUCAAAACGACCAUUCGCAUGUAUGCCGAGGCCAUUGAAGACUUCGACACGCUUCUGAAAGGCAAUCCUAGCUACCUGCCGGGUCUGCGAGGCGCUGCGGAGGCCCACAUGGGUAUGGCCAACAGUCUAAAGACUCAGAACUUGUACGGCCGGGCCAAGCAGCAUUUUCAGCUGGCAGUGGUACAUCUUCAAAGCGCUUUCCUCCUGCCGGAUGCACAGGGCAUGGUCUGGCUGUGGCGUCUCAUGGCUAGCGUGUUCGUUCAGACAGCCCAACUACCUCAAUCCUUGGCCAACCUGGAUGUGGCCGGCACUCUGGCCAAGCGUGAGGAAUCCAUUGCCUAUCUUUCUCGCAAGGACCUCCUGCUGUUGGCCCAGCGCUUCUAUCUGUGCGCCUUGAAGCUAAAGCAGAACACCUACUUGUGGUACGAAUUGGCGCUGGCCUGUUACCACAGUGCCAUCUUCAUUCCCGAGGAGGCCAAGAGCCAUUUGGAGACCGCGGAAAAGGUGUGCAAGAUGGCCAUCAAAGAGCGCGGCAAUCGGUGGCAGAAUUGGAAUCUACUCGGUGUAAUCAACAUGCAUGCGGAGCACGAGAAUCUGCCGCAGGCCCAGCACUGUUUCAUCCAGGCGGUGGAGCUGGAAAGGAAAUGUUACACUGCCUGGACCAAUCUCGGGGUACUGUACGUUAAGUUGGGGCAAGUGAGAAUGGCCAACGAAGCUUUUACCAGGGCCCAGCAGUCCAGUCCCAUAUAUGCCAAUGCCUGGAUAGGCCAGGCCAUGGUGGCAGAGACAAUUGGGGACCGGGAAGAGGCUUUCGAUCUUUUCCGGCAUUGCCAGCAAUUUGAAUACCACCCGGAGGCGGCACUGGGAUUCGCUCACUGGGUGUGCGAGGUUCUCACGGAUCCGGACUCUCGGACCAAGCCGCACAUCCGGCAUGCAAUCGAACACAUGUACGCGGACGUUUACGCUCUGGACGCCAUCAACUGGUACGUGCAAAACGAGGAGGCGGAUGCCAGCAUUGCAUCACUUACGUUCCAGGGAUUUCUGUGCGCCCGCCAAAAGCUUUACGUUCAAGCAGUUGAGGCCUUUACCCGUGCCUGCAAACUGUGCGAGCCUGGAGCUGAUCGGGACAAGCUGUAUACCAAUCUGGGUUACCUUUAUCUGAAACUAGACCAGCCGGAUCAGGCGGUGAACGCCCUGAACACAGUGGCCCAUGCCACUUUCAAGCCGAUAAUAGGUCUGGCCCAGGCAUACUACCGCUCCGGACAGCUGCAGGAGUCCUACUCGAUCUACAACACAGUGCUGGGCAACGUUGUGGGUCAAGAUGAUGACAAGGCGGCCACCAUCCUGGUGGCCAUGGCCUCUAUGAUUUACGCAUUCCAGGGCGAGGCGGACACCAAGACCCUGCUCUACCAGUGUGUCCUGCUGAAGGGAGUGCCGAUCCAGGCGCUGUAUUCAUCCUACGCUUUGGGCAUACUUCACCGGGACAAUGAGUUGAGCCGGACGAUAAUGACGGAGCUGAGUGCGUACGCUUUCAAAGAGGAGUAUUGCGCGGAUGUGUCCUACCUAACCGCUCACUAUAUCCUGAUAAAUGAAGGAGCCCGGAAGGCAUUGUCUUAUCUGCAGACCCGUGUCCGCAUGUUUCCCCAUUCUUCGGGUCUCCGCAAGUUGUUCCUCAAGUUUUUACUUGACUAUUUCGUCGAAGAUCAGUUAUACCAAGUUGCCACCUCAAAUACGGCUUUAAUGGCCCUUAAGCUGCGCCACACCAAUCUGCAGAAUAGCAUAACGGCCAGUGAGGAGGCUGAGACUACCAUCUAUGCCAGCCAGGCGGUUAGUUCAGUGGACAAGACCUGCUCCCUGAAGUUGGUGCAGCGCGCCAUCCGCUUGAAUCCCACAGACAGGAAAGCCAGACAAUUACUCUUCUCCAUUGCGGCCCAUUAAAUAUAUAAGGUUUUAAUAAAAUGAAAUAAAAAUACACAAAAAUACAAGUUAAAAAAAAAAUAAUAAUAAUAAAAAAUUU